Messenger RNA from Schistosoma guineensis, 5533 nucleotides. NCBI's taxonomy places the organism in Eukaryota, Metazoa, Platyhelminthes, Trematoda, Strigeidida, Schistosomatidae. The record is from the annotation of a GenBank genome assembly.
AGCUCGCGCUCACGUUUGAUUUCUGAAUUGCGCUACAAUGUGCGCUCUGAACCUUGACAUUGGUUCCUUCGAGAAGAGGUUAGCUAAAUUAUAUGCAGAUUGGGAGGAUUUCAAUAGUCAACUUCAUGAUGUAGAGUCUAUAAUUGUACCAGCUGGGAAGGUGGAUAGUGUAUACGGAAAAACCUUAUCACUACACAUGUGGCUUUUUGGAUAUGAGUUGCAAGACACUGUAAUCGUAUUCAAUAAACAGUCGAUGAUUGUGUUGUGUGGGAAAAAAAAGUUGGAUUUCUUACAUCCCUUAGAAAACCGUCAUUUUGGCAACCGCACAGUCGUUCUAAUCCCAAGAAAUCCAGCUGACAAAGAUAAGGCAGGCCUAAAGAAGCUAGUUGAUUGUAUCAAGUCCGGUGCAAAGAAUAAUAAAGUGGGUCACUUGGCCAAAGAUAAAUUCAUAUCAGAGCUCACUGAAUCCUUCAUGUCAUCCUUGCAAGAGGAAAAAUUUCAACUUGUUGACAUCUCUAACUCCAUCAGUGAAAUCCUAGCUACCAAGGAUGAAACAGAAUUAAUACUGUUGAAGAAAGCUUGUGAUAUUACAUGCAAUCUUUUCACUAAACACUUAAAAGAGCAAAUUAUGGACGUCAUUGACUCAGACAGAAAAGUUAAACAUGAAAAGCUUUCUAGUGGUUGUCAAACCGCACUAAGAAACUCAAAUAUUCUGUCAGGUUUAGAUCCUGAUAAUGUAGAAAUGUGCUAUGAUCCAAUUAUUCAGAGUGGAGGAACGUAUAAUCUUAAAUUUAGUAUUGAAAGUGACACCCGGACUCUUCAUUUCGGGAUUAUUAUUUGCUCCUUAGGAGUGCGUUAUCAGUCCUAUUGUUCUAAUGUAAUCCGUUCUCUUAUGGUCAAUCCUACAGAUGAGCAGUCUGCUAAUUACACUUAUUUACAUGAUCUAUUUGAUUGGUGUAUAGAACAAAUUAAACCGGGUGUUAAAAUAUCAGAUUUCUGUCAGGCUAUUGCAAACAAAGUGUCGACUGAACGUCCUAAAUUAGCUGAAAACCUCCUACGCAACUACGGAUUUGUAACAGGGAUUGAAUUUCGAGACAGUAAUUUAUUAUUAUCACCUAAAUCUGCAUCAACAUUUCGUCGAGGAAUGACACUGAAUUUCAAUUUAGGCUUCCAGAAUUUAAUAAACAGUCUUGGUAAAUCUCAAGCUGAGAAAAAUUAUGCACUUUGGUUAGGCGAUGUGCUAGCUGUUGGUGUUGGAAAUACCGGUGAGAAUUUAGUGUAUACUUUAACUGCAAAACGUCGACCGAAAUCAAUCAGCUUGUAUAUAAAAGAUGAAGAGGAAGAGGAAGAUGAUGAAGGAGAAGAAGACGAAGAAGAAGAGACUAGAAAUGUUGGAAAAAGGGAUACCAGCAGUAGACAUCCACAGAGUGCACGUUCGACAAAUGGUACUAGUGCAGUUGCUAUUUCCAAAAAACAAUCUAUCCCAAAUGGUGAUGGCAGUGUUGGUGUGAAUGCUGCACAAGAAUUAUUGGGUCGCGGACAUCGUCGUGCUAUUAUUGAACAGAAAACUCGAAAUGAACAAACUGCUGAAGAGAAACGUAUGAGCCGCCGGCGAGAUCUAUUCCAAGAACUUGUAACAAGUUCUACAAAUCGUUUAACAGGAUUAAAAACGGAUACUAAUUUAGACACUAAAAUGAAAUCUAGCAUUGCUUAUAAGGGGGCUGGUCAAAUGCCUAAGGAAGAUGAUGUUCGUAAACUUCGACUUUUUGUUGAUAAGAAGUAUGAAACUGUUAUUUUGCCAAUUUUCGGACUUCCAACACCAUUUCACAUCAGUACAAUAAAGAAUGUGUCGACGUCUAUUGAAGCUGAUUAUACGUAUUUACGUAUAAAUUUCCAUCAUCCUGGUGCAUUAGUUGGCGCAAAAGAUACAGCCAGUUUCCAAAGUCCUGAAUCAACUUAUGUGAAAGAGAUGACUUAUCGUGCUUCAAAUGUACGUCGACAUGGUGAAGUUAGUAUACCAUCGACCAAUUUAAAUAAUGCUUAUCGUAUAAUUAAAGAAGUAUUAAAACGUUUUCGAUCCCGUGAAGCAGAGGAGAAAGAACGUGCAAAUCUCGUAGAACAAGAUGACUUAGUCGUAGAUCAUGCUAAAGGUUCUUUUCGUUUGAAGGAUUUAUACAUUCGUCCUAAUGUUGCAUCGAAAAGAAUAACAGGUACGCUAGAGGCUCAUUCAAACGGUUUCCGUUUCACUUCAGUUCGAGGUGAUCAAGUUGAUAUUCUGUAUAACAAUAUUAAGCAUGCAUUCUAUCAGCCAUGUGAUGGAGAAAUGAUUAUUUUACUGCAUUUCCAUUUAAAGAAUGCAAUUAUGUAUGGCAAGAAGAAGCAUACCGAUAUCCAGUUCUAUACAGAAGUUGGUGAAUUAACCACAGAUUUGAGUAAAACACAUUCUCGUAUGCAAGAUCGUGAUGAUUUAGAGGCGGAACAAAGAGAACGUGAAAUGAGAGAACAAAUUAAAAUGGCAUUUCGUUCAUUUGUGGAUAGAUCUGAGAACUUAGCACGUCGAUAUGAUCUAGAAUUCGAAACACCAUUCCGUGAACUUGGAUUUCAUGGAUGUCCUUUCCGAUCAACUGUACUACUGAUGCCUACAAGUAGUGCAUUAAUAAGUGUUGUUGAAUUACCUGCAUUCGUGGUUACAUUGGAUGAAGUUGAAUUUGUCAUGUUGGAACGUGUCAGCUUAUCGAUUCGUACAUUCGAUAUGGUGUUUGUUUUUAAAGAUUAUCAUAAAAAACCAGCAAUGAUUAAUUCAAUACCGAGUACUGCUUUGGAACUGGUUAAAGAAUGGUUGUUGUAAGUCGUAUUUUUUGUGUUUUUUUAUUGGUUUGUGUACUGCGAAUUGUUAAACCUUGAUAGAACGAUUAUAUCUUAUGGAGUUUCUAGUUGACCUACGGUAAAUUCUUUUUACAAACGAUUGAGGAUUCCCUCAAAUACGACUUGACUAAUGGCAACUUAAAUAAACUCGACAUCUGUCAAUUAAAAAAACUUCAACGUUAGUAAUCCACACUAACAGAGAAUAGGAGACUCCCAGAGCAACUUUAUUUUUUGUACGGAAGUUAAAAAUUGACAAGGAACAACUCUGUUUAUGUAGAAACUUGCACCGAUCUUAAAGGACAUGACAAAGUUAGUAAACUAAAGGCAAUAGCAACCUAUCAGAUAACAGCAAACGUUUUUGCGGGAAUAUAAAUUAGGGAAGUAGUAUUGAGAUUACCCUUCCAAGAAAGAACUAACAUGUAAUAGCAAAAAGUAAAUAACUUGAGUUCUCCUUAGCAUUCAUUAAACUGUAUAGUUGUAUACAAUCUAAACAUCACAUUCCCUCCUAUUUGGGGCUCGCCAGCUGGAUAUAUUUGCAUCUCAAUUUUGAUGUUCACACUAGUACUCGAAUUCGAUCUCCCUCUCUUGAGACACGCUCUACCCACCGAUAUACUAACUUGUUCAACAGGUAAGAUAUUUAUACCCUACUUAUAGGCACAAUUCAUCUGUUCCAUAAAACAUGUAAUAAAAUGGUCAUAUCGAAGCAAAUUACACAGUACGAAUAUUCCAAUAAAACUUAUUGGAAUUCAGUCCUCAUAUCAGCAAUGGGCUGACGUAAACUGUUACUAAUAACGUCUAUUUUUGUAAAACUCGGUUUGUCAUUUAUGUAAGCAUUAUGAGAAAUGUUGACACUUCAAUCUAACCGCUAGGGUGGUGUAGUACAGCUCGGUCAAGUAAAUCCGUAUUGUAAAUGACGUGUAUUUGCUGUGCUGUGCAAUGUCUGAUUCUGGUACUGAUAUACAAGCUCCGUUUACGUGAGCUCGAACCAGUCACUUGAGUGAGAAAACUUAUAUUGGCUAACCCAUGUCGAGAAAUAUCUGUACAUUCAUAUAUAUCCCGUAGAAAUUUAAGCCACAUGUUCAAAUAAUGGCGUGUCUCGUUCCUUAUAAAAGAGCUCAAAUGUUGACUAAUCACAUGCGCUCAUGUUUAGGAUGUCUAACUAUCCCACUUCUGUUUCCCUAGAAUUAAAAGAUAAUCCAGUAACUCGUAACAGUAUUGUAACUUAUUUACUCGAGAUUUGAAUGCAAACAACACUACUCGGUUGAUCAAACCAAAGUAAAAACGUAGUUGAAACCUGACGGGACUUGUUAGUGGAAAUUCUUGCAUUUUAACUUAAAAUUCAUUGUUUGUAAUCCAACUACAUUUAACAGUGUUUUUGUUAGGUUCGUUAACCUUGAGGAUACCACUGAUUCGACUUAUUCGGAACGGAACGAAGGCUCAGGAUUCAGAGAAUCAAUAGACUAUUCUGGUCCGUUGUCUUCGACUCAGCUAACUCGAUCAAGAAGUCUUGGUAAGGCGUAGAAGUGUAUUCUACAAGUAACAGCAGAUACCAAGCCAGAUCAGGCAGAUCAGAUCAAGCAUACAAGUCAAGCGUAUUUAUACAAAUAUAUAUCGAUUUUGUCAUAGGAAAUUUUUAAACAAUAAUCAAUGAGUCAUCAAUUGUCUGCUAUUUAAUCAACUGACUGCCAUUCAAAUAUUUAAAUAUUUAAUCGAUAUGAUAAAAUUACAAAAUAUGAGUUUUGAGGAUAUGUAGUCCCCAACAGUUUUAUUUUGACCCACGAUUUCUUUUUCUGUAAAGAACUGAAGUUCAACAAACGAAUGUAAACCAUUUUCCUAAUAAUUAUAUUUUAAUAAUGAAUGGAUAAUUUGAUAUUUAUACAAAAACUUGAUGCAAGAAAUAUCAUUUAUCUUAUUAACAAAAAAAUAUUCUUAUGCAUCAUAGAUCGUGUGAUAUCUUCUAUGCCGAAGCCUCAAAAUCACUUAAUUGGCCUAAACUUAUGAAAACUAUUCUUGAUGAUCCGGAAGGAUUUGUUGAACAAGGAGGUUGGUCAUUUAUAUCACCAGAUGAAGAUGACGAUGAAGAUGAAGAGGACACGGAAGAUGAAGAUGAGAAUUAUGCACCGUCAGAAAGUGAGCUAUCUGGCGAUGGUGAGGAAGAUGGAAGUGGCGAUGAGUCUAGCGGUGAUGAUGAGGAUUGGGAAGCUGAAGAAGAAUCGGAUGAACCAGAAAGUUUAGACUCAGAUGAAUCAGAAGGAAAAGAUUGGGAUGAAUUAGAAGAAGAAGCUAGAAAAGAGGAUGCUAAAAAUGAAAUACCCGACACAGUACAUCCAAAGAAACGUCAACGAGCCCAUAGUCCGUCACCAGUAUCGCAUAAGAAAUCUCGUCAUGGAACAAAAUCCCCAAACAAGAAAAAUAAACGUUGAUAGAAACCAAAUUAUUUUAUUUGAUUAAACAACUAACGGAGAAGCAUUUUUCUUGGAAUAUCUCCUAGUUAUUAAUGUAUUGUACAAAAGAAUGUUUACUAAAUAUUAACGUGCACAAUCUUCUUUCUAAGAAAAACAGAUAUCUAUUAUUAUUAUGUAUGUAUCAUUCUUUUCUCGUGUCAAAUUUACUCAUAUACUGUUUAAAAUUCAUUGUGUAUGUGUAAUCAAAUUUAUUAUCUGUUGGC